Molecule: messenger RNA, 3198 nt
Organism: Lampris incognitus (smalleye Pacific opah)
Lineage: Eukaryota; Metazoa; Chordata; Actinopteri; Lampriformes; Lampridae
Gene: eya4
Product: EYA transcriptional coactivator and phosphatase 4
Exons: 19
Coding region: 516-2357 (613 amino acids)
Biological process (GO): positive regulation of DNA repair; multicellular organism development; negative regulation of extrinsic apoptotic signaling pathway in absence of ligand
Cellular component (GO): nucleus
Molecular function (GO): protein tyrosine phosphatase activity
Source: RefSeq, a predicted model, not a curated record
AGCUGUUCCUGGACUGACCUGAGAGGGAAAGAAAGACAGGGAGAGGUAGAGAGAGUGAGAAAGAGAGAGAGAGGUGUAGUUUACAUGCACAGAUCAUACUGAGUCUCCUCAACUCUACCUUAAGGUAUUCUGACCACUACUUGUCUGUGCAUAGCGGAGUGAGGGAGAGAGACGGAGGUAGAGAGACAAAUAGAGAGAGAGAGAGAAAGAGAGCGAACUCUACUUAUCGUCUGUUAGGGUUAAAAACAAAAACGAAAAAAAACAUGACAGUUUAGAGUGAAAGGCAGAUGGACAGGUAGAGAGUACGUGUUUGCAUUCUGUGCACCUUAGAGGAGUCAGCGUGUUACCAACAAGCCGAUGUGUGAAGCCUGGUCUGUGUGAAGGGAAGCUGGUGGAUUGUGGAGCCUCUGUAAUGUUGUGUGGAAAUAUCAGACCGCUCUCUGUCCUGGCUACACUCUGAGGUGAAGAAACCACACAGUGAUUCUCAUGUUCCAGACCCUUCUGACGCUAGGUCUAUGGAAAUGCAGGACCUAGCCAGUCCUCAUAACCGCGUGGGAGGUGGAGACUCGACGGGUUCCAAACUGGACAAGAACAACCUGGGCGGCUCCUCCAUCACCACGAACGGAACGGGAGGAGAAAACAUGACUAUUCUUAACACUGCUGACUGGCUGCUGGGCUGCAGCAGCCCACCCGAAGCCCCGAGCUCCAAGGACUAUGUGAAAACAGAGCCUUUGAACAACAGUGAAACAGCCACUACCACAGGCGACACAGCACUGGACACAUACGCGGGUUCAGUGAUCACCAGCAGUGGGUACAGCCCUCGUUCGGCCCACCAGUAUUCUCCCCCCCUCUAUCCCUCAAAGCCCUACCCGCACAUUCUGUCCACGCCCACAGCCCCUCCAAUGCCAUCUUACGCCGGCCAGCCUCAGUUCAGUGGCAUGCAGCAGUCGACGGUCUACACCGCUUACUCCCAGACAGGACAGGCCUACGGACUGUCCACCUAUGAUCUGGGGGUGAUGCUUCCUGGCAUUAAGACAGAAGGCGGCCUGGCCCAGAGUCAGUCUCCCCUUCAGACAGGACUCAGCUAUAGCCCCGGCUUCACUACACCUCAGCCCGGACAGACUGCCUACUCACCCUAUCAGAUGCCAGGUUCCAGUUUCACUCCUUCCUCAGGCCUCUACACCACCAACAACUCAGUGUCCAACCCAGCCAACUACACCGCCACCCAGCAGGAUUACCCCUCAUAUACACCAUUUGGCCAAAACCAGUAUGCCCAGUAUUAUUCUGCCUCCACUUACGGGACAUAUAUGACCUCCAACAGUGUGGAUGGAACAGGGUCCACUGCAGCCUAUCAGCUGCAAGAUCCCAGCCCCGCCAUGACUGGACAGGCGGGCGAGCUUCACCCAGGGGACUUUGACACUGUGCAGAGCCCCUCCACGCCCAUCAAGGAGCUGGACGACCGCGCCUGCCGGAGUGGGGCUUCCAAGUCCCGGGGCAGGGGCCGCAAGAACAACCCCUCCCCACCCCCUGACAGCGACUUAGAGAGAGUGUUUGUGUGGGACCUGGAUGAGACAAUCAUAGUCUUCCACUCUCUGCUCACAGGCUCCUACGCACAGAAAUAUGGCAAGGACCCUCCAAUGGCAGUGACGUUGGGUCUGAGGAUGGAGGAGAUGAUCUUCAACUUGGCUGAUACGCACUUAUUCUUCAAUGAUCUGGAGGAGUGUGAUCAGGUACACAUUGAUGACGUGUCCUCAGACGAUAAUGGCCAGGACUUAAGUACUUACAGUUUUGCAACUGAUGGCUUCCAUGCAGCUGCAACCAGCGCCAAUCUGUGCCUGGCAACAGGUGUCCGCGGUGGGGUCGACUGGAUGAGGAAACUGGCCUUCCGCUACCGACGAGUCAAAGAGUUGUAUAGCACAUACAAAAACAAUGUAGGGGGUUUACUGGGCCCAGCGAAAAGGGAUGCCUGGCUCCAGCUGAGAGCAGAGGUGGAGGCCCUGACAGACUCCUGGCUCACCAACGCUCUCAAAUCCCUAUCCAUUAUCAGCUCCAGGAGUAACUGUGUAAAUGUGCUGGUGACCACAACACAGCUCAUACCAGCACUGGCUAAGGUUCUCUUGUAUAGUCUGGGAUCUGCUUUCCCCAUAGAGAACAUUUACAGUGCAACCAAAAUAGGCAAAGAGAGCUGUUUUGAGCGUAUAGUCUCCCGCUUUGGCACUAACAUUACGUAUGUUGUGAUUGGCGAUGGGAGGGAUGAAGAGCAUGCGGCCAGCCAGCACAACAUGCCUUUCUGGAGGAUAUCCAGUCACUCGGACCUGCUGGCAUUACACCAAGCACUGGAGUUUGAGUACCUGUAACUGUUACAAUAGCGAAAUGGACAAAUACGAUGUUACCACGGACAUGGUUAGCGAUGAGCCAUGCAGCCCCUUGCUUUUGUAUACCUAUUUAAGGAAAUAAACAAUACACUGCAACCUUUUUUCUUUUUUUUUUGCUGUUGAACAUCUGGAUUUACAUACCCCGAGAGGUCUUAAGAGGUGAGGGAGAAAUAAAAGGAGAAAGGAAGAAUGGACAGUUGGGUCAAGAGAAAACUGGGCAGCCCUAAUGACCCCCCCCCCCAAUGUGUUCUGCAAUACUGGGAACUGACCUCUGUGAAACAGUAAUCUCAUCUGUCGGCGUCUGCAGCAGAGUGGCCCCCGACUUAAGACUCUGUAAGCCGAAAUACCUCUCAUGGACUGGAAGGGUAUCUCUGUGGUCAGCACCUUGACGUUUGGCUCCUGCAUGGAAGACCCAGGUUUUAAAUCAGGACUGCUAUAUAUUAUUCACCUGGGAGUUUAUAUCUCAACAACACACUACUCCGAAGCCUUCUCCAUGAUGGCGUUACUACAUUGUGUGCAGGAACAACUGUGUGGAAAAACUGCUCUGCUGACUUUUUUUUUUAAGUUUCCGGAUUUUUCCUUUAUCAAAACAUGAAGACGUCUGUGGGAGAAACUUGUGUAAAUUAUUUACCAUAAACUUAACAGGGCAGUGGUGGAUGUUUUUCAUCAGAAGUUUUGACUUUUUUUUUGGUCUCUGGAUUUUUUUUUUUAAUUUUUUUUGACAACGUACGUCAUGAUGUGUUGUGCCUUAUAAACGUGUUUGAGUGUAACUUGUCUUUAUUUGGACAUGUCUGUGUAUGUAGAUAUAAAGGAGAGAAAAAAU